CAAUGUAUCAACUUCUCCAACAACAAAUAACAGCCGUUGAUAUCAUCAUCCCUUCACAUUAAUCUCAUCAUACGGCUCAAACCAGCAAGCUGACGCAGUAUUACCAUGCACCCGCAUACAGCAUAUCGGACCCCACCUCACUGCCAUUAAUUUUAACUUUAUUUUUUGUCUGCAAAAAACAUAAUAAAAUAAAAAAUAAUAAAAAAUUGGAGGGUAUAUUUCAGUGUUCAGUACAGAGAAGCAGCAGUAGUGUAAUGAUCUGCUACAUCACCUUCGCUUAAACUCCCAAGCCUUUAAUUGAUGGGGAAGUCACCAGGAAAGUGGAUAAAGACUGUAUUUUUUGGGAAGAAACCAUCCAAAUCCAAUUUUGCCAAGGGCAAAGAGAAAUCCACCAACGAGAAGGAGGUAAAUGUUCGUGUAAGGGCUCCUGAAAGUGAUAACGAUGUAAAUCCUCCAGAGGUUUCAAGUGGUGCUUUGAAUGAAGUUCAUGUGGAUGACCACAAUUUGACGUCAGAGUAUGAGGAAUCUUCUCUAAGCCAGCCAGAUGGAGAAAUUGCAGUUUCUGGAGAUCAGAAUAAUGAUGCAAAACAAACCAUGGAAACAGAUGUUUUAACUGACGAUGAGAGAAUAGCGCUAGAAAUAGCUGCAACCAAGACACAAGCUGCUUUUAGGGGCUAUCUGGCUCGUCGUGCAUUCAAGGCCCUGAAGGGCAUUAUAAGGCUUCAGGCUCUUAUUCGCGGGCAUUUGGUGAGGAGACAAGCUGUUUCAACCUUGUAUUGCAUAAUAGGUGUUGUCAAGUUGCAAGCGCUAGUUCGUGGGUCAAAAAUUAGAUGUUCUGAUGCGGGUCUUGAAGUCCAGAAAGUCUGUAUAGUGAAGCCUCUGGAUGGAAAAAUUGGGGUUCAUGGAGACGUGUCUGCUGGCGCCACAAGCUUGUCCGUGAAUGCAUUUACAAGAAAACUUCUAGCUCCAUCACCUGCAGUGAUGCCUCUGCGAGUCCAAUAUGAUGUGACAGAUCCAAAUUCAGUCCAGAAAUGGUUGGAUAGAUGGUCAAUAUCCUGCCCAUGGAAACCAGUUUCUCCCCCAAAGAAAGUCACUAACUCCAAGGUCCAAAAGAAGCAAGCAAACUCAGUGGUCAUUGAUGGGGAAACAGGCAGGCCUAAGCGCAGUGUUCGCAAGGUUCCUUCCCUUUAUGAUAACGUGUCAACACAGUCCACCUCUGAAGUAGAAAAACCACGGAGAAAUCUGAAGAAAGUUGUAACCCAUCCCGCAGAUUCGGUGCAAGAAAAUCCACAACAUGAGCUUGAGAAGGUUAAACGUAGCCUCAGAAAAGUUCACACCCCUGUAUCCGAAAGCUCUGUUCAGCCACAGACUGAGGUAACUGAGAGGCCUUCUCACAGCCCUGAGAAAACAAAUGCAUCCAUUGUUCAGGAGGUUUCAAUUCCAGAUGAGGUUAGCAUCGUUGAGAAUAUCAAGGAAGAAGAAACAAGUGUUACUGUUAAGGAAGAGCCAAUCACUUAUUCUAAGCCAGAUGAAGAAGAGGCAACUGAGGAGGAUCCCUUAGAAACAAAUAUGUCCGUCGAAUUAUCAAACGAUGAUGAAACCAUGGUCAAAUCAGAGUCUUUUGAGAGUGAUGAGAAGGAUGAAAAUACUCCUGUGCCAAAUGGGGUGUUAAAAACUAAGGAAGAUUCUACAUUGAAUGAAAAUCAGAAAUCCAGUAAGAAGGCUUCUUUUACAGCAAAACAGGAGCAUAUGGAGGAUGGGUUGCAGAAUACUCCGAAGCUUCCAAGCUAUAUGCAAGCGACGCAAUCUGCAAAGGCAAAGUUAAGAGCUCAGGGAUCCCCAAAAGUUGUCCAAGAUGAAGCUGAGAAAAUUAACGUGACUCGACGUCAUUCACUCCCGUCUGCUCCAAAUGGAAAAAUCAGCUCACAGUCACCAAGGACACCGAAAGUACUUCAAGGAGGUAGUGGUGGAAAGGCUGGAACCAAAACUGACAAAUCUUUGUUGUCUUCUAGAGAUGGAAGUGGGAAAGGUUCUCAAGCACAAUGGCGAAGGUGAUGAUGACAUUGCAGAUAUGACUCAAGUUCAAUCAUGGUCAAGGUUAAAAGUCUCUUUGCAGUUUGUGUUGUGGCCCUUGAUUACAUUGUUGUUUAGGUCAAGAACUUACUGGUGACUUGCUAAUAUAUUUUGUGUUGAUACCGUAGUCGUUUUCUUGUUGUAAGUUGGGGGUGCCUCAUUGAGUGAAUGUAAAUUGCAGGCUUCACUGUUUUCAUUCUGCCUAAGUAAAUUUAGCUUAUAUUAAAACUAUGUUGUCUUGUCUCUAUCUCAUUGUGGAGUACGCGAUAUUAAGGUUGUGUAUAGUCUAUACUUUAUCGAGUUUGUUCCUCCAUCACAAUAUAUCUUUUGCUAGCUUUUCAUCAA
Molecule: messenger RNA, 2418 nt
Organism: Spinacia oleracea (spinach)
Lineage: Eukaryota; Viridiplantae; Streptophyta; Magnoliopsida; Caryophyllales; Amaranthaceae
Product: protein IQ-DOMAIN 31
Exons: 7
Coding region: 301-2055 (584 amino acids)
Molecular function (GO): protein binding
Source: RefSeq, a predicted model, not a curated record